AUGAAGCAGAAGAUAUCUUCCACUGGGGGCGUGGUGGAGGCCUUGUCAAGACGAAUCCGCGAUCUGCUAGGGGCCAGACAAUUUCAUCGUCCAAUUCGUGGAGGCAUCAUAUGUUAUUGGGCCACGUCUCACGACAAGACCGGAUUCUCUCCAAUUUCACAGAUAUGUACCAACGGCACUAGAAAUGCCCAUUCCGGAACGUCUCGAUCAUCAGAAGGAAGCCAGUUGCAUAGAGUUGGAGGUUGCGGCACCAAAUCAAGAGGCCUCAACCUUUACGGUCAGUGGUUGACGUACCGGACCAAGGGAAAUAAACGUAAAGAUGCAGUCAAGCAAAUGUGGAGUUUUAGAAUCAGAGAAGCGAAACAGAAGAUUAACGGGUGA
Molecule: messenger RNA, 381 nt
Organism: Paracoccidioides brasiliensis Pb18
Exons: 2
Coding region: 1-381 (126 amino acids)
Source: RefSeq, a predicted model, not a curated record